AUGCACUUUUUGGUGUUCCUCGGGGCGCUGCUUCAGGCCCUCCUAGUGAUGCCUGUCAGUGCUAAAAACAAUACAAGACAUGUAGGAACAGGGUCACUUCUGACUUGUAUGGAGAAUUCGCAAUUCACAGCGUCUUUUUUCGACGUGCAGUACUAUCCUGGUAACAAGACCGUGCUUUUCAACAUUGACGCGACCACGACCAUCCAGGACAAUAUUACAGCUGAAAUCGAGCUUGUUGUAUAUGGAUUGAACGUGAUGGAGACUUCGAUUGACCUUUGUUCUUUGGGCCAGACAUCCUUGUGCCCUCUGCAGGCCGGCCGUAUUGACGUGAACUCCCAGCAGGUGCUGGACACUGAUCUGGUGAAUCAGGUUCCCGGAGUAGCCUAUACGAUUCCUGAUUUGGAUGCUCAGGUGCGCGUAAUGGUGUAUGCGUCGAAGGACACUGAUCAUGAAAACCCCCUCGCCUGUGUGGUGGCCCCCUUGACCAAUGGUAAGACAGUGCAGACUAAGUACGCAUCAUGGCCAAUUGCGGCGAUCUCGGGUAUUGGUGUUCUUACUUCUGGGUUUGUCUCGGUCCUUGGCCACUCCACCACAGCUGCCCAUAUCGCCUCAAAUUCCAUUUCUCUUUUCAUUUAUUUCCAGAAUCUCGCCAUUACCUCUAUGAUGGGUGUCUCUAGAGUUCCUCCAAUCGCCGCCGCUUGGGCUCAAAACUUUCAAUGGUCGAUGGGAAUAAUAAACGUUUCUUUUAUGCAGGAUAUUUUCAAUUGGUACAUCCAGGCCACUGGUGGAGAAUCCGUUGUUGUUGUGGCAAACAAGGACGUGUUGUCUAUUUCUGUGCAGAAGAGGCGCUUGAAGAGAGCAGUUGUAGAAGGCGCAAAGCACCUUUACAAAAGAAUCUCCAUAUCCACCUCUAACAGUUUCGACGUCAGUUCCUUUAUGAAUCAAACAAACCUUUACACUACCAAUGAAAGGAACUCUACUAAUUAUGCAUCGAAGACUCUUGUGUUGCACGGUAUUCAGCGUGUAGCAUUCAAAGCCGAUAUCGAACUGUCCAAUUUGUUUCUGACCGGUGCCGUGUUUACCCUUUUUUUCAUUUUCGUUAUUGUGAUCGCUUUGAUGUUCUUUAAAGCAUUGGUCGAAUUGCUUACGAGAGCUCGUAUUAUGGCAGAAUCUUCCAAAUUUUUUGAGUACAGGAAAAGCUGGAGUAAUAUUAUCAAAGGCACACUUUUUAGGCUUUGCAUAAUCGCGUUUCCUCAACUUUCGAUUUUGAGUAUCUGGGAGUUUACCCAACGAGACUCUCCUGCAGCAGUCGUUAACGCCGCCGUUAUUCUCGUGAUUGUUACUGCAUUGCUAAUAUAUGGCGUCACUAGAGUUAUUGUGAGGGGCCGUGAAUCUAAGAGGCUAUACAAGACUCCAGCAUACAUGCUAUUCGGUGAUUCUACAUUCCUGAACAGAUAUGGUUUCUUGUAUGUGCAAUUCAAGGCAGAUCUGUACUGGUGGUUAGUGCCAUUCAUGGCUUAUGCUUUGCUCAGAUCCAUUUUUGUCGCUGUUCUACAAAAUAUGGGCAAGCCUCAAGCGAUGGUUGUCUUUGUCAUUGAGUUGGUUUAUUUUGUAGCGCUUUGCUGGAAGAGACCUUAUUUGGAUAAGCGGACGAAUGCAUUCAAUAUCGUUAUUCACUUGGUCAACCUGUUCAAUGCCCUGUUUUUUCUAUUUUUCUCCGAGCUCUUUGGGCAGCCCCAGGUUGUUUCUUCCGUUAUGGCCGUGGUUCUUUUCGUUGUGAAUGCAGUGUUCGCUCUCUUUUUGCUGAUUUUCACUAUCGUCACUUGCGCGCUAGCAUUGGUGCACAGGAAUCCAGAUUCUCGAUACCAACCUAUGAAGGACGAUCGCGUUUCUUUCAUUCCUAAGAUUCAGACAAAUGGAGCAGCCUCUAAAUCUGAAGCCGAGCUAUUUGAGCUUGGUAAGGCUGCCAUGGUCACCAACGAAGCCUCGAACUAUCCUUCCAGUGGUGACAGCUCACGUAACAAGAGCUCUCGGAAACUGCUUUUCGAUGACGAGGUAGACGACAGCUCGCAAUUCGAAACCCAGUCGGGCUCUAGGGAAAAGCGUGCUUAUAGUGGUGAGCCCCAGGCUGUACAGCCAACGUCAGCGGUGCUGGGGUCUAGUGCAUUUGGUAAUCCAUACCAAAAACUUCCAACCGCACCUACAAGCCGCAGCGCCCAUAGUCUUCGUGCUCCGGAAAGUACUUUCAAUAGUGACACAUCGUAUCAGGGAUACGUGGGCUCCACCAAUCACGGCAACAGCGCCAACCAAAAUCCUUACUCGAAGGGUCAGUCUUACCUAUGA
This is a messenger RNA of Lachancea dasiensis, 2343 nucleotides long. NCBI's taxonomy places the organism in Eukaryota, Fungi, Ascomycota, Saccharomycetes, Saccharomycetales, Saccharomycetaceae. The record is from the annotation of a GenBank genome assembly.